AUUCAGCUCAAUAAUAUUUUCAUCAACGUAAAACAAAGCUCUACUAUGACUUUACUAUCGAGCGAAAAAGUAAGAAAUCUUACGAAAGGUUUUUCGGAUUAAAAUAACACGCGCAAUUAACAUAAAUACGUGCUACACACGCAGAAACCAGGUUGAUCUUGAACCACGCGUUACAACCUCCUACAGUUCCUGCGUCCACAUCGGUGCGUCUGGCAAAAAAGAAAAAGAUCUCUUCGGAGCUGCUACCGCAAAAUUUUGCCGCGGCUCGUAAUAAUAAUCAGUCGCGACUCGUCAGCCUUCGCGCGCGGAGCAGUAGCCUUUAAGUAUCCAAGCUCUCUCUCUCUCUCUCUCUCUCUGGAAAACUGCAACAAGGCACGCGACGAUAAUGGCACCAAGCUCGGCCGCUCUCGGUGCUGCCUCGGUGGCGGUGAUCGCGAUCCUGCUGUUCACUACGGGUAAUUCCGUCCAAGCGGCGAAUCUGGAUCUGCUCGGCUCGUUCGCUCGGGGCGGUCCCGUGCGCGGACUGACCGGUAGCCUGAAAAGCGCGAUCGGUAAGACGCAGGAGAUCGCGGGAAGCGCCGUCAACAAGACGACCAGCGCGGUGGCCAGCGAGGUCACGAGCGUGAAGCAAGGAGUGUCCGAGGUGGCCGACACCAUCGGCAGCACCGUCGACAAGACCACCGACGCCGUGGCCAGCACCGCCGAGGAGGCCAUCACGAGCGUCAAGGAGAAGGUGGACGACUUCAAGGAGUACGUCAAGGACGGCUUGGAGCUCAACUGUCUGGGCUUUCCCAAGGGACCGCUGACCGCGGCUCUGGAGUCGAUACUGUCGUCCGAGACCAAGAGCGACGAGGUCAAGUUUUACUUCUCGACUCGCAGGCGGCCCAAUUAUCAGGCCUUCAGCAUCGCGAAUUUCACUCUGAGAGGCAGCGACUUUGACAUCAGACGCAACACCUACGUCAUAACCCAUGGAUUUUUGUCGCACGGAAAUGAAAAGUGGCUCGCGGAUAUGAAAAAUUCCAUUCUCAAUUACGAGAAUGCAAAUGUAAUUGUCACCGAUUGGCAGAAAGGCAGCAACACGUUCAAUUACGUGUCAGCUGCGGCCAGCACCAAAAUAGUGGGAGAGGCGAUCGCUUCUCUACUGUUGAAAAUCAAAACGCAAUCGCCGAACGGGGCCCGUAAAGGCCGUCUGCAUCUGAUCGGGCACAGUCUGGGCGCGCACAUAAGCGGACGCGCCGCCUUCGUGAUCAAGCAGAACGAGAAGCAGGACGCGUCGCGUGGCGGCGCCUGGAUCGCCAACCGGGUCACGGGCUUGGAUCCGGCUCAGCCCUGCUUCCAGUCGAAGGAUCCGGAACUGAAGCUGACGCCGGACGACGCGCCCUACGUCGACAUCAUACACACGAACGCUCGGACGCUGCUGUUCUUCGGGCUCGGAUUGUCGGAGCAAUUGGGAUUCACUGAUUUUUAUCCCAACGGAGGCAAGGCCCAACCGGGAUGCGUCGACAUCGAUACGGGAUUCUGGAAAUCCCUGCUCAUACCAGCAAAUUUGAUUCAAGAGGCGAUCUGCAGCCACGGCCGCUCCUACAAAUAUUUCACCGAGUCGAUAGACAACGCCGUGAAUAAUAGCUGCUCUUUCGUCGGGCAUCGAUGGAAUAAGUUAUACGAGAAUCUUGAAAAUUUGAUUCACCCUACUUGCUCGGACGAUCGCGCGAGUUGCCCGGAAAUGGGCAUACACUCCAUCAAGACUUAUCCUCAAAACGAGGGAUCGUACUUCGUACCCACGGGAGACGAUUCGCCCCAUUGUCAUUUGAAAGACACGGACAAGGAGAGAAUCGUCAAACAGAUCACCAACGACGACAUCUCGAAUUUAUCACGUUUGGCAAAGGAAUUGUUGCCUAAAGGAUAAUAAACUUUCUUAGCUCUGCAAUAUUUUUUUAAUAAUACUAUCAUUUUUUUAUUUACUUGUUAUAUUAUGUGAUGAUGUGUAAAUUUGAUAGCUUUUAAUAAGUCGAAUGUAGAAUUAUUUUUAUAAACUUAAUUUGGUAGCUACAAUUUUUAGGAAGUCGAUGUCUUUCGAAAUAAUAUUAUAAUAAAAGAUAUCUUCGAUUAA
This is a messenger RNA of Trichogramma pretiosum, 2110 nucleotides long. Its product is annotated as pancreatic lipase-related protein 2-like. NCBI's taxonomy places the organism in Eukaryota, Metazoa, Arthropoda, Insecta, Hymenoptera, Trichogrammatidae. Gene Ontology annotation, molecular function: lipase activity. The record is from RefSeq and is a predicted model, not a curated record. Gene Ontology annotation, biological process: lipid metabolic process. The transcript is spliced from 7 exons. Bases 386 to 1906 code for a protein of 506 amino acids.